GUUUCCUCAUUUUUGUUGUAUUUGUUUACAGUUAUUGUUAAAUAAUAAAUAAAAAUAUUAAAAAUGGACAAACUGACUAUCUUCUUUUGUCUCCUUCAUGUUUUUAAAGGUUACGCAACCCUAUGUUAUGUAUGCAAUUCUGACGAAUUUCCGGAAUCAUGCGCAGAUCAUAUUGAUAUGACGACAAAAAAUAUAAUACAACACACUCAAGAUUGUAAAGGGAGCUGUUUUGUAGGAGCGCUGGCUGAUCAGACAAACGAAGCUCAUCUUCGAAAGUGUAGCAAUGAACUAACUGGAUGUGAUAAAAAAGAAAGCGGAUUUAUUUGUCAGUGUUCAACUGAUUAUUGUAACCAAAACUUACUAAUGUGUCAUCAACAGAGUAACUGCUCCCAAGAACUAUUUCCGAUAUUCUAACAAACUAAAAAAAAUUAUAAUGUAAUAUUAUAUAUGUUGAUAAAUAUUAAAUUUAAAAAGAGGAAUUUUUAUUAGCAAGCAUUAAUUAGACAGUCUCAUUUGGAAUCUUAAUAACCCUCAAUUAACUUAAAAUUUAGGGAUU
This is a messenger RNA of Mytilus californianus (California mussel), 556 nucleotides long. RefSeq lists its product as uncharacterized. The record is from RefSeq and is a predicted model, not a curated record. The transcript is spliced from 3 exons. Bases 64 to 414 code for a protein of 116 amino acids. NCBI's taxonomy places the organism in Eukaryota, Metazoa, Mollusca, Bivalvia, Mytilida, Mytilidae.